CAAGAAACGUACGUGUCUGUGCUGACCUGAUACGAUUCCACCAAAUGGCGCAAACCAGUACCAACACCAGCACUAGGAUCGUUGAGCUCUCGUCCAUUAUCCACGAACAAACAGUUAAAUUUGAUGCUUGCCUCGCAGCAAAUGACCUCCCAACUCCCUCUUUCGAUAUUUCUUGUCCGCUCAAGCUUAUCCUGCCACCUGAAGCUCAAGCCGCUCGAAAUGCUGUGCUCGAAGCUACCGAUGAGCUCACAAAUCUGAUGCUUGGCCCACUCGAAUCUCUGAUCCCGCCGCCCAAUUCCUGGAUCAGCAUAACAGCUCUCCAGCGUUUCAAGAUCGCCAACUCUUUCCCUCCCGGGACGACUUCCACCUUCACAGAAAUAGCUAGUCAGUGCUCAAUCCCGGAACCCGAUUGCCGCCGCCUAUUACGCCACGCCAUGACCUUCUACAUCUUCUCAGAGCCAUCUCCCGGCAUCGUCGCUCACACAGCGCUCUCCAAAGCUUUAGCAGAGAUCCCGCCCGUGGGAGCAUUCCUCGGCUUCGUGGCCGAAGAGAUGUUGCCCGCGUCCACAAGAAUCGUCGAUGCGAUGCAGCAGUGGCCUGGCUCAGAGGAAUCGAACGAGACCGGCUUCGCACUCGUCUAUGCUACGGAUACUCCGAUGAUGGAAGUCGUAUCCUGCGAUCCGAGACGGGCUCAACAGAUAGGCCAUGCUAUGAGCUUCUUGAACUCCAGACCGGGUGAGAACGUUUCUCAUCUGGUGCAGAAUUUCUCAUGGGUUGGGACAAAGUUAUUGGUAGAUGUAGGUGGUGCUAAAGGCACAGUGGGUCUGGCAAUCGCGCGUCGUGAUCCGGAUAUUAGGAUUGUGGUGCACGAUAACCCUGAGGUGAUCACGGGCACUAAGGUGCCCGACGACUUGCGCGAGAGGGUGGAGUUGAUGGGACAUGAUUUCUUCACGGAGCAACUUGUGAAGGGAGCUGAUAUCUACCUUAUCCGCAACGUUCUGCAUGACUGGUCAGACAAGUAUGCAGCCAAAAUAUUGGGUAACUUGAUCCCGGCGUUGAAGAAAGGGGCGCGAGUGUUGGUUAAUGAUAGAGUUCUCCCACCUCCGGGUGCACUGUCGCCAUACAAGGCUAGACAGCCAAGAUACGAUGGCUUUCUCUCUUUGCCAGAACUAAUCUCAACAAGCUUCUUUUGCUGGUUCAGGUUUCGCUGACUCUCAUAUCGUGUAGGGCAUCCGACCUCUACAUGAAAGGCAUCCAGAACGCGAAGGAGCGCGAUGCUGAGGACUGGAUCCAA
Molecule: messenger RNA, 1294 nt
Organism: Mollisia scopiformis
Lineage: Eukaryota; Fungi; Ascomycota; Leotiomycetes; Helotiales; Mollisiaceae
Product: putative O-methyltransferase
Exons: 2
Coding region: 45-1211 (388 amino acids)
Molecular function (GO): O-methyltransferase activity
Source: RefSeq, a predicted model, not a curated record